Funneliformis geosporum is the source of this 634-nucleotide messenger RNA. The record is from the annotation of a GenBank genome assembly. Lineage: Eukaryota; Fungi; Glomeromycota; Glomeromycetes; Glomerales; Glomeraceae.
AUGGAUAUUCCACAAAUCCUCCAUUAUAUAAUACAAGGAAUGUGGUUAUCCAUAUCCUUGGAUGGUGUAGGUUGUCAAACGACUUCUUUUAAGCCAGUACAACGAAGAAGUCAUACCGCUACACUCAUAGACGAUAAAUUAUACAUUUUAGGUGGAAGAAAUGAAGCUUAUGAUAUAAAAAUUGGCACAGAAUUUUUUUAUAUUGACUUCUCCGUUCCAUUUAAUACUCAAAAUAUAUUGUGGCAUGAUUUGACAAGCGUUAAUACAGUUCCAGCACAUUUUGCUGCUGCAUCCGUUAAUGGUGGUGCAAAUAAUAAGACCUUAUUUUUGUAUGGAGGAAUUCCUUAUAAUGAAGGCAUGUCUUUAGUUUAUGCAUUUGAUACUCGAAGUAGUUCAUGGGCUCCAGAAAUUUCCAGCGUUAGUAUUAUUAGAAAAGAUAGCUUACAAGGCAUUGUUGAUUUUAAUGGUAAAAUGUAUUUGUUCGGUGGACAAUCGAAAAGCAUUCCUGUAAAUGAUAUGUUUAUUUUAGAUACUAUAAAUUUAAAUUGGGAAAUAGGAAGUUCAAUUAAUGCGCCUUCUCCACGAGCUGGCUAUGGUGCAUCUUUAUUAUCAAAUGACCUCAUUAUUUAUUUAG